Clunio marinus is the source of this 1503-nucleotide messenger RNA. The record is from the annotation of a GenBank genome assembly. NCBI's taxonomy places the organism in Eukaryota, Metazoa, Arthropoda, Insecta, Diptera, Chironomidae.
AUGAAAAGUGUGUUUAGAUUGAGAAAUUUGUUACUUUUAAGAAAGAAAAAUUUUCUUACAAGUGCCAGGAGAACUCUAUCUUCAUUAGUCAACAAAAGAGAAUCUUUACUACCGGAUGACAAGCUGACUUUACAGGAUUUUCUUGUAGUUGGAAAAAAUCUUCCGAAACCUAACGAAAUUCCUCAAGAAGAGCCGCUACCACCUUAUCUAAAAAAUAUUGAUGUCAGUGGUGAAAAUAGAAAGGUUUAUUUUGAUGUUUAUGGAUGUCAAAUGAACGUUAACGAUACUGAAAUUGUUUGGUCAAUUUUAAAAUCUCAAAAAUAUCAAAAAACCGAAAAUAUAGAUGAAGCUGACGUGAUUCUUCUAAUGACUUGUUCAAUUCGUGAAGGUGCUGAAAAUAAAAUAUGGAACCGUUUAGUUCAUCUCAAAGGAAUGAAGAAAAGACGAGGUAAGAAGUCAGAUCCACUUCAAAUUGGAAUUCUUGGAUGUAUGGCUGAAAGAUUGAAGACAAAAAUCAUUGAACAAGAGAAAGAUGUCGAUGUCGUUGCCGGUCCAGAUUCUUACAAGGAUCUUCCAAGAUUACUAGCAUUAGGAAAGAAUGGUGUCAGAAUCAAAGAAGUUACUUUACUUGGACAAAACGUUAAUAGUUUCAGAGAUCUUUCCAAAGAAAACCAAGAACCAGAAGCAACUCAGCUCGUUCCCGGUUUUAAAACAGUUUAUAAAACAAAAGUGGGUGGAUUGAGAUUCGCUGAGCUUCUUGAAAGAAUCGCAAAUGUGUCACCAGAACUUCGAAUUCGUUUCACUUCGCCUCAUCCAAAAGACUUUCCAAGUGCAGUUCUUGAAGUGAUCGCGAAAUAUCCAAAUAUAUGCAAGUCACUUCAUAUUCCUGCACAAUCAGGCAACUCAUCAGUUCUUGAGAGAAUGCGACGAGGCUACACAAGAGAAGCUUAUCUUGAACUUAUUUCACGUGUUAGAAAAGUUCUUCCAAAUGUUUCCAUUUCAAGUGAUUUCAUUUGCGGUUUCUGUGGUGAGACUGAAGAGGAGUUCAAUGACACUCUGACGUUGAUCGAUGAAGUCAAGUACAACGUUGCUUAUUUAUUUCCUUACAGCAUGCGAGAGAAAACCACAGCGUUCCGAAAGUUCCAAGACGACGUUCCUCACGAUGUGAAGAUUGAUCGACUCAAUCGAAUGAUUGAAAUGUAUCGUCGCAAUUCUCAACUUCUUAAUCAACAAUUAAUUGGAACAACGCAACUAAUUCUCAUCGAAAAUCAAAGCAAACGUUCAAAAGAUGAAAUUUAUGGUCGAUGUGAUGGAAACAUUAAAGUUAUCAUACCAAAGUCGAAUGAAAUCAAUGUCGGUGAUUAUGUCGCUGUUGAAAUUGUUGAUGCAAAUUCACAAGGCAUGAAAGGAAAAAUGUUAGGAAAAACUUUAUUAAAAGAAUUUUAUUUGAAUUAGAAAUUAUUUUAGAAAAUUUAGAAAUAAAUUUCACUUUUGAAACACGAA